This is a messenger RNA of Linum trigynum, 1236 nucleotides long. The record is from the annotation of a GenBank genome assembly. NCBI's taxonomy places the organism in Eukaryota, Viridiplantae, Streptophyta, Magnoliopsida, Malpighiales, Linaceae.
AUGCACAGAAGAACAUCGUCUCUCCGGUCAUAUUUGUGCGGCAAAACUGAUGAAUCCGCUCUUUUAUUCCAGACCCAGGGUUCAGUUUGGCUUUCGAAGAAGCAAAUAUCGAGCGGGGGAAGGAGGCCGAAGAAGAAGAUUUACCACAGAGACCACAACCUCGACAAGGUAAUGGACUUGCAGAAGAAACCGUCGCUGAUCCUGCACCUUAAAUCCAUCAUCGAAUCCCACCGGCACCGCCGGGUUCUCCUGCGGGACCUCGAGAAGGAAGUUGGGUUCGUGCAGAAAUGGAACUUCAUGGCCUUGAUCGAGAAGUAUCCUACCAUUUUCUACGUAGGCGGCGGCUCCGAUAGGACUCCGCCUUUCGUUACCCUGACCGAGAAAGCUGCAAAGAUAGCAAGCGAAGAGCCCGAAGCUAGGUCGUUGAUGGAACCCAUUUUAGUUAGAAAUCUGAGGAAGUUAUUGAUGAUGUCGGCUGAUUGCAGGGUGCCAUUAGAAAAGGUGGAGCUCAUUGAAAAUGAAUUAGGUUUGCCUCUGGAUUUCAGGGAAUCGUUAGUUCCAAAAUACCCGCAGUUCUUUUCAAUUAAAGAUGUUAAUGGGAAAGCUUGUCUACAUUUGGAGCAUUGGGAUUCUUCCUUGGCGGUCACUGCCCGGGAGGAGAGAUUGGAACUUGAAGGAGUUCCGUCUUCUAACCCAUCUCGUAAACAGGUUAGAAUAUCUAGAGAUGGCAACUACUCAGGUCCAUUCGCUUUCAACAUGCAAUUCACUGCGGGUUUCAGGCCAAACAAUAGUUUCCUGGAAGAGCUUGAGAGGUGGCAGAGACUGGAUUUCCCUUCACCAUAUUUGAAUCCCAGGACAUUUGAAGCUGCUGAUCCCAAGGCAAGGAAGCGUGUGGUGGCAGUGCUACAUGAGCUUCUCAGCUUGACCAUGGAAAAGAGGAUGACUUCUUCACAGUUGGAUGCUUUUCAUUCCGAGUAUCUAUUGCCAUCAAGGUUGCUGCUUUGUUUGAUCAAGCAUCAUGGUAUCUUUUACAUCACGAAUAAAGGUGCAAGAAGCACCGUGUUCUUAAAGGAAGCUCAUGAUGGCACUAAGUUGAUUGCUCAGUGUCCAUUACUGUUGCACAUUGAUAAGUUUGUAGCACUAAGUGGCCGUCGAGUUCUCGAUUCUUGUAAUCAGAUUGCUUCGUCGCCGAUUUCCAGUCGUAAUUAUAGCUCGUCCUCUCGUCUACAUGAUUGA